UAUUUGAAAGAGAGGGAGCGGGCGCCCAGCAGCGGUCCUGAGAGGCCGGGUGGGUUAUGCGCUAGUGCCCAAAUGACAGCGGGAAACGCAGCGGUGCAAGUCAGAGUCGUACAGUAGAGAUCCCGAGACUCCGACCUUGGCGGGAUAACUCUUGCACGCUGACCGUUCGCUUUAGGAGCUGCGCUCCUCUGCUCUCUAACUCCCCUCCAGAGUAGACGCUGAGCGCAACUCCCGCACGCCUGGGAUGCGCUUGGCACCCAGUUCCUAGGCUCUAUCUUCAGGGGCUGCUUUGAAAGCUCCCACACACCCUGCGCCCUCACCCCGGACAGAAGCCCGGGCGGGCCGGACUCUCUUAGCUCUUGUCCCCAGAACACGACCUAGAGGCACCUGCGCAUGCAGGUGGCCGCUUUAGCCACGAUAGCCACCAUGAACAAGGCGGCUGGCGGGGACCAGCUCGCAGAACUCUUCCGUCCGAGCCCGAACCUUCUGCAGGCGGCCAACACCAGCGGCAACGCGUCGCUGCAGCUCCAGGACUUGUGGUGGGGGCUGGGGCUAGAGUUGCCGGACGGCGCCGCGCCAGGACAUCCCCCGGGUAGCGGCGGGGCGGAGAGCGCGGACACCGAGGCCCGGGUGCGGAUCCUCAUCAGCGUGGUGUACUGGGUGGUUUGCGCGUUGGGGCUGGCGGGCAACCUGCUGGUGCUCUACCUGAUGAAGAGUAAGCAGGGCUGGCGCAAGUCCUCCAUCAACCUCUUUGUCACCAACUUGGCGCUGACAGACUUUCAGUUCGUGCUCACUCUGCCCUUCUGGGCAGUGGAGAACGCUCUCGACUUCAAAUGGCCCUUCGGCAAGGCCAUGUGUAAGAUCGUAUCCAUAGUGACGUCCAUGAACAUGUACGCUAGCGUCUUCUUCCUUACCGCCAUGAGCGUGACGCGAUACCACUCGGUGGCCUCAGCUCUUAAGAGCCACCGGACCCGAGGGCACGGCCGGGGAGACUGCUGCGGCCAGAGCCUGGAGGACAGCUGCUGCUUCUCCGCCAAGGCGGUGUGCCUGUUGAUCUGGGCCUCGGCUGCUCUGGCCUCGCUGCCCAAUGCCAUCUUCUCCACCACGAUCAAGGUGAUGGGCGAGGAGCUGUGCCUGGUGCGCUUUCCGGAGAAGUUGCUGGGCGGUGACAGGCAGUUCUGGCUGGGCCUCUACCAUUUGCAGAAGGUGCUGCUAGGCUUCGUGCUGCCGCUGGGCAUCAUUAGCCUGUGCUAUCUGCUGCUGGUGCGCUUCAUCUCCGACCGCCGUGUGGCAGGGACAGAAGGAGGCCCCUCAGCGGCUGGGGGAGGCCUGGCUGGACCCAGCGCCCGGAGACGGUCUAAGGUCACCAAAUCAGUGACCAUCGUGGUCCUAUCCUUCUUCCUGUGUUGGCUGCCCAACCAGGCGCUCACCACCUGGAGCAUCCUCAUCAAGUUCAACGCAGCGCCCUUCAGCCAAGAGUACUUCCUGUGCCAGGUAUAUGCGUUCCCAGUGAGUGUGUGCCUGGCUCACUCCAACAGCUGCCUCAACCCCAUCCUUUACUGCCUUGUGCGCCGCGAGUUCCGCAAGGCGCUCAAGAACUUGCUGUGGCGCAUCGCGUCGCCUUCGCUCACCAGCAUGCGCCCUUUCACCGCCACCACUAAGCCGGAGCCCGAGGAUCAGGGGCUGCAGGCCCUGGCUCCCCUCCACCCGGCAGCGGAGCCGGACCUGCCCUUCUACCCGCCUGGCGUGGUGGUCUACAGUGGGGGGCGCUACGACCUGCUGCCCAGCAGCUCCGCCCACUGACGCAGGCUGAGGCCCAAUGUGCGCAAACACUGCAAAGUGGUCUUCUCCGGGCGGGAAAAGAGGAGAGCCGAGUAGGGGAUG
Ceratotherium simum simum (southern white rhinoceros) is the source of this 1884-nucleotide messenger RNA. RefSeq names its product relaxin family peptide receptor 3 (gene RXFP3). The record is from RefSeq and is a predicted model, not a curated record. Gene Ontology annotation, molecular function: C-C chemokine receptor activity; C-C chemokine binding. Lineage: Eukaryota; Metazoa; Chordata; Mammalia; Perissodactyla; Rhinocerotidae. Gene Ontology annotation, cellular component: external side of plasma membrane; membrane. Gene Ontology annotation, biological process: G protein-coupled receptor signaling pathway; positive regulation of cytosolic calcium ion concentration; calcium-mediated signaling.